UCCAUAUAUUUCUUUUCGUUGGUCAUUUUUAUCAGCGGAAAAUGCUUUUGGUGAGUCGGAUGUUUUCGCGCAUUUAUUUCAUCAUUAAAAAUACCUGAUAUAAACCGGAACUAAAAUCGGACAGAAGACAACCAAGCAAAUACAAAUAUAUUGAAAAUAUUUUUGUGAAGUGACAUUUGAAGGGCCAUUCUUCCAUCAAUUUUGAACCGCCCACGAAUUUCAGAAAUUUUCGCAGUUAAAUUUUUUUCAGGGUGCUACGACACAACACACCCGUCACAGUCUCCAUCGGAAGUCGCAACAGAACGUGGUAAAAUUUACUGUCAUAUCUACAAUCUACAAUGAGUGUGGACACGUAUGGUCCCAGUUCACAGACCUUGACGUUCCUUGACACCGAGGACAAUGAUCUAAUCGGUGCCGAUACCCAAGCUUCAGAUUUUGAUUUUCGCGAUUUCACAAUACCCUCUCAGUCCCAGACUCAAUCCUCUCAAUUAGAUCCAAUUGCAACAACCAGCCAGAGCAAUGCAUUCGGACGCAAAUUGGAAAUUCAUUCGAAGCUGCCGGGCAUUACCAACGGUAUGGCUGCUCUGCAAUUUGAAGAAGACGACGAAGAUGGUGCGCUGGCAGUGAGAGAACUGCCUCCGCAUGCAUGCAAGUAUUGUGGCAUUCAUGAUCCCGGCACGGUGGUCAUGUGCAACAAUUGCAAGAAAUGGUUUUGUAAUGGACGAGGCAAUACAUCUGGAUCGCAUAUUGUCAAUCACUUAGUGCGUGCCAAACACCGCGAAGUAACUUUGCAUAGUGAUGGACCCUUGGGGGAAACAGUAUUGGAAUGUUAUUCAUGUGGUGUGCGCAACGUCUUCGUUUUGGGAUUUAUACCAGCCAAAGCAGAUUCGGUUGUUGUGCUCCUAUGCAGGCAACCGUGUGCUGCACAAAAUUCCCUCAAGGACAUGAACUGGGAUCAGGAACAAUGGAAACCAUUAAUAAGCGAUCGUUGUUUCCUCGCAUGGUUAGUGAAAGUGCCUUCGGAUCAAGAGCAAUUACGUGCUCGCCAAAUAUCAGCUGGACAGAUAAAUAAGCUUGAAGAACUCUGGAAGGAAAAUAUUGAAGCUACUUUCCAAGACCUAGAAAAACCAGGCAUCGAUACCGAACCAACUCAAGUGCUGUUGCGUUAUGAAGAUGGUUAUCAAUACGAAAAGGUUUUCGGACCAUUGGUGCGUUUGGAAGCGGAAUAUGAUAAAAAAUUAAAAGAGUCUCAGACCCAAGAAAAUAUUGAGGUUCGCUGGGAUGUAGGUUUGAACAAAAAGACAAUUGCCUACUUUACUUUGGCCAAAACCGAUAGCGAUAUGAAACUGAUGCAUGGUGAUGAGUUGAGGCUUCGCUAUGCAGGAGAACUGCAUGAGCCAUGGAAUGAAAUUGGUCAUGUUAUCAAAGUACCCGAUAACUAUGGCGAGGAUAUCGGCCUGGAAUUGAAAAACAAUUCUGGUGCCCCAAUUAAAUUUACUUCGAGCUUCGCAGUGGAUUUUAUUUGGAAAUGCACGUCGUUUGAUCGAAUGUUAAGGGCCUUGAAGGUCUUCGCCAUGGAUCGCAAUUCAGUUUCGCAUUACAUUUAUGCUCACCUUUUGGGACAUGGCCGUCCCGAUGGUUGGGACGAUGUUUUCCGUGGGCCUGUUCCCAAGUUGUUUAGUGCACCAAAUUUGCCUGAUUUGAAUCGAUCGCAAGUGUAUGCCGUUAAGCAUGCAAUUCAGCGACCAUUGUCUCUAAUUCAGGGACCACCAGGAACCGGAAAAACAGUCACAUCGGCUACCAUAGUUUAUCAGCUGGUGAAGCAAAAUGGUGGCACCGUGUUGGUGUGUGCGCCCAGUAACACUGCAGUCGAUCAGCUUACCGAAAAAAUUCACAGAACUAAUUUGAAAGUUGUCAGAGUGUGUGCUAAAUCCCGUGAAGCCAUUGACAGCCCAGUAAGCUUCUUAGCACUGCACAAUCAAAUUCGUAACAUGGAAACUAACGUUGAACUUAAGCAGCUGCAACAGCUUAAGGAUGAAACAGGAGAAUUAAGUCGAGCCGAUGAGAAACGUUAUCGGAUGCUCAAGCGCGCUGCGGAAUUUCAACUUCUCGAGGCGGCUGAUGUUAUAUGCUGCACUUGCGUGGGAGCUGGUGAUCCGCGUCUUAAAAGCAUAAAGUUCUCAUCGAUCCUCAUCGAUGAAAGCAUGCAAUCUACUGAACCUGAAUGUAUGGUUCCAGUGGUUCUUGGAGCAAAGCAAUUGAUUUUAGUAGGAGACCAUUGUCAACUAGGCCCCGUAGUAAUGUGUAAGAAAGCAGCUCGCGCUGGUCUUUCUCAGAGUUUAUUUGAACGCUUGGUUGUGCUUGGAAUUCGGCCAUUCCGCUUAGAAGUUCAGUAUCGUAUGCAUCCUGAGCUUUCGCAAUUCCCUUCAAAUUUCUUUUAUGAGGGAAGUUUACAGAAUGGAGUGUGUGCUGAAGAUCGUAAGCUGAAAAUCGAUUUUCCAUGGCCGCAAGCAGAUCGACCUAUGUUUUUCCUUGUCACACAAGGUUCAGAAGAAAUUGCCGGCUCAGGAACAUCCUAUUUAAAUCGUACCGAAGCAGCUAAUGUCGAGAAAAUAACAACCCGAUUCUUAAAAGCUGGUGUUAAACCUGAACAAAUUGGCAUUAUUACACCAUAUGAAGGUCAAAGAGCCUACUUGGUGCAAUACAUGCAAUACCAAGGAAGUCUGCACUCUAAACUAUAUCAAGAAAUCGAAAUUGCUAGUGUUGACGCCUUCCAAGGCCGUGAAAAAGACAUAAUUAUAAUGUCGUGCGUUCGUUCCAACGAACGUCAGGGAAUUGGUUUUCUGAACGAUCCUCGUCGAUUGAAUGUGGCGCUUACUCGCUCAAAGUAUGGAACAAUUAUUGUUGGUAAUCCUAAAGUUCUAUCUAAGCAGCCUCUUUGGAAUCAUCUAUUGAAUUUCUAUAAGGACCGAAAGGUUUUGGUCGAAGGUUCGCUAAAUAAUCUAAAGGAAUCACUCAUACAGUUUCAGAAGCCCAAAAAACUUGUUAAUACCAUGAAUAUUGGUGCACACUUUAUGAGCACCAUGAUGUGCGAUGCCAAAGAAGCAAUGGUGCCAGGAUCAAUGUAUGAUCGUUCGGCAAUGCGUGGCUAUAGUAAUUUUGGACCUAACUCGAAUGUUAAUUUAGGUGUUAUUGGUCAUAGUUUUAAUCCAUCUGGAGCAUCAAUGAAUCCCUUGGGAGGAUAUCCAGCACGCAACAUGGGCAUGGAUAUGUUUGGAAGAUCUCACCAUGACUCAAUCAGUUAUAUAUCCCCGGAACGAGCACAAGCGGCCAUGAAUAACAUGCCAGUUCCUGUAGGCAUGUUCAUGAAUAUGAGCAACAUACCACCUCGUUUUUAUAACCAACAUCAACAGGCUAUUCAAGCUGCAAAACAAGGACGACGUCAAGCAAUCGGCGAACGAGUUAUGCCAAAGAACUCACGGGGUGAUGGCUCGGCAAAUAAUGAUAAACUAUUUUCGAAAAACCGCAAUAGCCAAGGAACCGGAAUACCACUUACUCAGCAACUUAUGUCCCAAAAUAUGUCACAACCUGGCUUUACACUUUCGCAACAACAUGAUUUGUCUCAAGAUUUUGGACAAAUUUCCCAAAUGGAUGGCAUCCUAUCACAGGAUGUUGCUUUCAACGUAAACGUUGGAGACCGUCCUAGCAUUGGCUUUAAUAACCAAAGCCAAUUUUCUCAACCGUAUUGAUUGCAUGGAGGAAGGUUAAAAUAAUCUAACGACAACAGAAACAGCACCCAGUUGCAUUCAUUGUGUGGUAACUGGUAUAAGAGUACAUAAUAAAGAUACAAAAAGUGAUACAAGCGUGUUGGGAAAAUAACAAUGCAAACAAACAACAACAAGAAGAACAAUAAUUAAUAAAACAAAGAAAACAAAACAAAAAAUAUAUAAAUAUUUAGAAGAAGCAAUUUAUAAAUAAAACCAAAAACAAAACCAAACCAAAAAAUUAACAAAUACAAAAAUAUAGCGUCAAGAAAUCAGCAAGGAAAGAACACAGACAAGUUUAGAGAAAAUGUUAAAUGCGUCUCAAAAGUUCGGUUAACUUUAAUGAGUGGGCAUUCCUUCAUCAGCGUAUUUAAUACAAAACAUUAAACGCCAUACUCACAAACAAAACCCAAAACGUUAGAGGGUCAGUCAGAUGUGGAAGCCUGCGUUAUGAACUCUCUCACUAAGCAGAUAUGUGUCAGCUUGCUUUGCCGACAAACCAAGGAGAUAUUGGAGCAAUUGUUUCUUGGUAGAAAAAAAAACAAACAAGACAACAACUGAGAAAACUGCAACGGAAAGAGCUUACUGUCUCCCUGUAAGAGCCGUCGGACUCUAAGUACAUGAUGGGCGCUGCUGGAAUGCUGAAUCGAUUAUAUUUUUAUUUUCCUGAAUUGUCAUGUUUCGGGAAGUGAAUUUUUAUGUUAAUUCAAAAAUAAAACAAACAAACAAAAACAAUCAUAUUUUAACUUAUAGCUUUCUUUAUUUUUCUUUCUUGAAAUGCACCAUAAUGCAAAUGAAUGUACUCGGUUGAUUGAAAAACAGAAGAAAAAAAACAUUUUUAAUUGCAAAAUUUAUUUCAUGUUAAUAAAGUUUUUAUUUUGUAUUUGCAUCAUACUAA
Messenger RNA from Eupeodes corollae, 4662 nucleotides. It is a transcript of the gene Upf1, whose product is annotated as regulator of nonsense transcripts 1 homolog. The record is from RefSeq and is a predicted model, not a curated record. Gene Ontology annotation, biological process: nuclear-transcribed mRNA catabolic process, nonsense-mediated decay. The transcript is spliced from 4 exons. Gene Ontology annotation, molecular function: ATP binding; RNA binding; DNA binding. Bases 339 to 3749 code for a protein of 1136 amino acids. NCBI's taxonomy places the organism in Eukaryota, Metazoa, Arthropoda, Insecta, Diptera, Syrphidae. Gene Ontology annotation, cellular component: cytoplasm.